AACGCCGCUUUCGGCCUCUGUAGGCCGGAAGGGGAGGCCCUGCAGCUGCGUUCGGUUUGCUUUCCUUAGUAGCUUUGGCUUCCCUCGGCCGAGAUGUUGCUGCUGGUCGGGUUAAGGCUCCACGCUCCCGGCCUAAAACUGUGGCAGCAAAGCGCGGGAAGAUGUAGGGUGCUCCAGUCGGCUAAGAGGUCGACGGGAAUCCCGGAGAAGCGCCAGCCCUUCACGGUUUCCCAUUGCAAACUGCUAACGCCGCUUAGUUCGCCCCGAGCGUUUGCAUCCCGGUUUUGGCUGGGGGAAAACAAGCAGGUUCCAUUUCUCCAUGCAGAGUCUGUAUGUCGCUUUGGUACAUCAUCCCUGGAGGAACAUUCAGAAUAUGGAAAAUUAAUUUAUUCUGGAAGUUUAUCAAGAACUGUAUUAGGAGUGAAAAUUUUCUGUUUUACCACCAGCAUAAUUACUGCUUCCAUGUUGUUUGCCAUCAUACACAAGUAUGGCUUAAAUUUUGACAAACUCUACUCGGAAAUUGCUUAUUAUAGUGCCACACUAUUCUUUAUUUUCCUAACACCAUUUCUCUUACAUUUAUUUACUAGAAGGUAUGUUAUCCGUCUGUACCAUAAACAUAAAACAGAUACAUAUACAGCAAUUACAUACAGUGGCAUUUUGAGAGAAAAGCAAAUGUUAUUCCAUCAGAAAGAUGUAACUGUUCCAGACAUGAGCAAGACGUUCACAACAUUUUAUGUUAAAAGAAGAGCAAUGUUUGUUAACCCAUUCCAUUUUAAUUAUGCUGAAGACUACAGUCACCUUAUGGGUUAUGACAAACCCUUUCAGUUUAAUUUGAAGGACUAAAAAAUAUAGAAUUCUAAAAUGUCAAAAUCUGUAUAUAUUAUCUGAUUUCUCUUGAUGUUCAAAAGUCUUUUACAUAUUCUAGAUGACCUAAUAUUGCUUUUUUUCAUCAUUAGUUUUGUUAUUUUAAAUAUUGAUAAGCAUGAUUAAAAGUGCUUUUAUUGGCAUGGGCAUUUAGUCUACUGAGCAAAAAGAUGGUCUUUUGUUGCAUCUUUGACCCUUCUUCAGAGUCCACUUUCUGAAGAUAGGGGGAUCAAAGAGGCCAUCUAGGUUAAAAUUGGAGACCCUCUCUCAACUGGGGGAGGGGAUACAACACCACUAUUUCCUGUUUACAAUACAGUUCCAAGAAGGUUCCACACCCAUUUGCAGUCUGAUUCACGUGACUCUUAUAAACCCCCAAUUGGCCUUAACAACUAGAGAAAGUACUAAUGACCAGAUGACUGCAAGGAAUAUAAAUCCUACCCACCCACCCCCAAUUCAGUCAGAACUGAAAAAGCUUCUUGUAUGAGAAGCAAAAUGUCCAGGAGGUGGGAUCAAAGUACGUUGCCUGUUGGAAAAGUACUUUUGUGACAAUAGCAUUUAUUUCACAGAUGGAUCAAUACAAUCUUCAAAGAAUCCUCACCCAGUUCUAAGAACUAGCUCAGUUUUAAGGA
Messenger RNA from Notechis scutatus (mainland tiger snake), 1493 nucleotides. RefSeq names its product transmembrane protein 70 (gene TMEM70). Gene Ontology annotation, cellular component: mitochondrial membrane. NCBI's taxonomy places the organism in Eukaryota, Metazoa, Chordata, Lepidosauria, Squamata, Elapidae. The record is from RefSeq and is a predicted model, not a curated record. Gene Ontology annotation, biological process: mitochondrial proton-transporting ATP synthase complex assembly.